CCCGUGAUGGAUGACCCCCCGCCAGCGGACGACAGCGGCUUCUACUACUACUACUAUCCCGUGGAGGAAGGCGGCAAGGGCAAGGACAAGGGCAAAGGCGGCCUGGGUUACAAAGACGACUAUUACAAGUGUUCAGAGGAGAAGCUUCUGGCGCCCCUCAUCAUCAUCUGCAUCUUCUUGGGAAUCAUCGCUUUUCGGGACAUCGGCCUCGUGCCUUCCUUCCAUCUUCCCACCAUUGAACUACCGACCAUUGACAUCCCGAACAUCGAUCUCCCGGACGUCGAGAUCAACAGAGGCAGGAACUUUGCAUCGUCCGUCUCCAAAUACCUCCCGUGGCACUCCCUGAAUAAUGCGACGGUGGCGGUGCUGGCGGCGGUGGAGGCUGAGGAGUGCCUGCCGUGGCUGCUGUGUGAGUCAGGACGCCUCGCCCAGGGCCGCUCCACCACCCUCAGCCUGAUGGAGGUCUUCGCGCCGCCUAAGUACCAACCCCAAGUGAAGAUCUUUAAGGAGGCGGCGACGCUGAGGACCAACUGCGACAAGUACAAGUGUGGCACCUUCAAAAAGCCUCUGUGUGCCCUGCUAGAGGCGUUAGGGGGCAGGUGUUAGCUCUUACUUAGGUGGGGUGGGUAGGUAGCUAGGACCUGUUUCAAAGGCGGAACUAGACUGGAUCGAGUAGAUGACAGGUAGGGAAGGGAAGGGAAGAGAUGGGAAGAAAAAGAAAAGGAAGGGGCGGGAAGGGAAGAGAAGGGAGGGGAAGA
This is a messenger RNA of Eriocheir sinensis (Chinese mitten crab), 758 nucleotides long. RefSeq lists its product as uncharacterized. NCBI's taxonomy places the organism in Eukaryota, Metazoa, Arthropoda, Malacostraca, Decapoda, Varunidae. The record is from RefSeq and is a predicted model, not a curated record. The transcript has 4 exons. The coding region runs from base 7 to 606 and encodes 199 amino acids.